AUGCGGAAGACGGGUAAGCGGAAGACGGACAACGGAAUUCCGUGCAACUCUGGUGCCUGUCUAGGACGUGUAGACAGUUCCCUAACUCAGAGCUGUGCUUUGGGCCGGCUGGGCUAGCCAUAGUGUUGCAACGCGGUCGCGAAGCGGUCGAACGAAGAUUUUUCUCUCGAAUUGUUAAGUAUUGUGUGAAUGGGGGAGUGAGUGAUCGAAAAUAUGUUAUUCAGUGGAGUUAUGUGAUGUUCAAUCAAUCAUAUAGUCUCUGUGCGACGACUUGAAAUUUCACCGAACGACAUUCCGCUGUUCCGCUGCGCGCCUUUGCACGCUUUGAUUUUUCAUUUUAUUUAAGAACAGGACCAACACGUGUUCCUAGUGGAACAGUCCAUCUAUCAGAAAUGAGAACCAAUUAAAAGUUAGACCGAGGCUCGCAAAGACGCUUCGGAACAACGGAAUGUCGUUCGGUGAAAUUUCAAGUCGUGGUACGCAGACUAUAAUAUCAAUAUUUAUUGGUUGUUUUAGUCAGAUGGAAUCGACUAGGCGGUGAAAAAAUUGCUCUUUUGAGCGGCACUACACCGCCUUUGGCGAAAAAGAAGUCAAAACGUGUGGUUGAUUGGAUUGAAAGCAUGGCCUUACGGUCCUUCGCCUCGUUCUUCCACAAGAAGAUCUUUCAUGGUGGGGCUCGGACGCCGUGUACACUCUAGGGCAACCUCGGCCGAUUGAAAGAGCUACCACGUCGAGUGAAGAAGCAGCGAUCGCCGGAAAGCUCGAAAGUCGUCUACUACUAUCACAGGAGAGAUGAGAGGCUCUACGCGCCGUCUACGCUUGAUCAACAACGGUUUCGCGAAUCGACAAACAACUCUUCAAUGAUUCCAUGA
Molecule: messenger RNA, 872 nt
Organism: Caenorhabditis auriculariae
Lineage: Eukaryota; Metazoa; Nematoda; Chromadorea; Rhabditida; Rhabditidae
Source: the annotation of a GenBank genome assembly